AAACAUGACAUUAAAUUUUCUCGUCCCGUAUAAAUUAUUACCGCAGUUAGUUCACAUUUAGCCGGCGUUGCGAUUCUUACAUUACCAACGCCGUCGAUAGUCAUUGCAGAGGCUCCAUACUCUGCUACCUUUGACAAGCCGCACUUGUUGAUAUUUUUCCCGCAUUUGUUUUCUUUCAUGUUUUUCUGCAUAUAAAUCAAAUAAAAUAACAAUUUAAUGUAUAAAUAUUAACAAAAUAGUGAUAAUUUCCAGUUUUUCAAUAUGGAUAAUACUCCGAAACUGCAACGAAGGUCUUCGCUAUCGUUGAGUACGCGUUUGAACAACAAGCGACACAGUGCCUCACCACAGACCUUAAAGAGAACAGCUGGUUCGAACAGUGCCUUAGGUAGCCGGGAUUCCAAUGGCAUUAAAAAUGAAGUAACUCGAUCACCAUCGAUUAUUUCUAUUUCUUCGGAUGGAGGCAUUGAAUGCUGUACACCACCUCACAAAAAAAUUGGAAUGUGUGUGGAUGACUGUGGAGAUUAUUCGCCUAAGUUAUUCGACAGCAGUUUUUCCCCAUCAUGCCUUCUAUCUCAGACACUGGCCAUUGACAGCCCAGAAGUGGGUUGGAAAUGGAGUCGCUAUUCUGCGGGCUCCAAAGAAGAAUUAUCCUCACGGACACCGGAUUCUGCUUAUGCUGCAGAUAGUAGCUUUACUUCGGCCGGUUCCAGUAGCACCGAAAUUACAAAUGCACGCACCCGAGAACGUUUGGCCUACGAUGCGUUGAGAGAACAACAAAUUAGAAAGGUGGAAAAAACCCGAGCAGAUCAAAAACUGAAACAACGGUGUGCCAAAUUACAGGAGCAACUAAAAAGCGCUGGAACGCAAAAAUCAUCUUCUAGUUCUACUGGCAGUUCUAAUUCAACUAGCCAGACUGUAACCUCAACAUCAUCAUCGUCAACGCCGGCGACAAUCUCGGCUGAUACUGUAGUCAGCAUAACUCAAUCUACACCAUCGACUGUUAAAAUGGCAUCACCCCCGGAUGCCGUUUGCAGCGUAGGAGAAUCUAUAGAUGAUUUUUUCAAUGAUUCUGAUGAGGAUUGUUUCCUGUUGGCAGCAACACAGGAAGUAGAAUCGAUGAUGAAUAAUAAAAAUGAUGCCACGAAAAAUUGCAACAAGGCUGUUACACCUACAGCAAGUAGUAAGCAACUUUCUUUAACGAAAAUAAAUGAAAAACCAUUCCCAUCAAAGACUGAUGAAAAACCAUCAUCAUCAAGAAUGAAUGAUAAGUCAUCAUCAAAGAUGGAUUAUGAAGAGACAACAGCUAGCAUUGCUGAUACUUCUUUAGAAUUGGCUGACACUUCCUCAACCUCUUGUGCUUCAGCUACGAAGGAAAAACGUUCCUCAUUUUAUAUGAAAUUCCUAGAAGAUGAUUGUCCUGAUGAUUGGUUCGUAUCCCUGGACGAAAUUAUUGAAAAAGCAACACAGACUAAAAAGCCCCGAACAUCAUUCCAACGUUACAAAUCUCUGCCUAUGAAUAACAACAACGACGUUGAGGGUAAAAGUACAAUACCAAAAGUCAUUACUUAUAGUGAUCCAGUCUUAAAUGGCAACACAUCAAAGAAGGAUACAAUUGUGGAAGCUCCAGGCAAAUCGUCAUCAUCAGUAUCAACGACAUCGUCAUCAUCAGUGCGAUCAGUAAUAAAACGGCACUCAAGUAGCCAUGCUCUAAGCCCUUCUAAUACAAACUAUCGUAGACGACAACAUCAGUAGAUGAAGUAAGUAAAAUAAAUCUAAGGCAUCUUACCAAUGCUAUAAUGAAGUAUGAAUAUGAAGUACCCUAUUUUUUCAAGAAUGAGAUAUACGUUUUUUUAUUGAAUUCAAUACAUAUGCCAUGUUAUUCUGUUAUCAAUAGAUUUACCGAUUAUUUUUUUAUUAUAUAUUGUUAGUAGUUUGUAAGUGCAGUAUUUCUUGUACCAUAUUUAUGCAUUCUCCUUUAUUUUCCUUAAUUUUAAAUGUGACUCGCUUAUGUUUUUUUUUUAAUUUAAACACACGUCCCCGAAACCAAAACCAUUUAAGAUAUUGGAAAUGAAAAUACAUAUGAGCUGGAAAAAUCGAUCAUGAAAGUAUUAUUUAUAAAAGAUUCAAAUAAUUUUGGAAUAUACACGAAAAUUUGAUUUUAAUAAUAAUUAAGAGAUGAUGUGAACACAAA
Musca domestica (house fly) is the source of this 2191-nucleotide messenger RNA. RefSeq lists its product as uncharacterized. The transcript has 3 exons. NCBI's taxonomy places the organism in Eukaryota, Metazoa, Arthropoda, Insecta, Diptera, Muscidae. Bases 262 to 1752 code for a protein of 496 amino acids. The record is from RefSeq and is a predicted model, not a curated record.